GGAAACUUAAAAAGGCAAGCAAGAAGAUGGAACAAUUCAACGGCAUUAUGAACCUUCUCUUCUCUUUCAUUCUGAUCUUCUCCCUUUCCUGAGAUUGAAUAUAUAAUAUAUAUAUACACAUAUUUAAGUUUUCCUUCCAUGCAAAAUUAAAACCUAAUCUGCCAACCUCAGAACAACCACCUCUCUCUUCUUCUUCAUCUAUAAAAGCAACUUUCCUCCUCCUCCAUUCCCACAAUUUAAGUCUCAUAAUUUUGAUAUUUUCAGCAAAGUUUUAAGUCCAAUUAUAUCGCCAGAAAAGAAUAUGGAAGCCUCGGUAAUUGUCGGCACUUUGCUUCUCUUGGCCAGUGCAUUGCCAUUGAUAGCUGAUGCAGAAGAAACCCAUUAUCACGAGUUUGUUGUUCAAGAAACACCGGUGAAGAGGCUGUGCAGAACCCAUAAAGCCAUUACGGUGAACGGACAGUUCCCUGGACCAACAUUGGAAGUCAACGAUGGAGAUAGCCUGGUGAUCAAUGUUAUUAAUAGAGCCCAAUACAAUGUCUCCAUUCAUUGGCAUGGCAUUAGACAAAUAAGAACGGCGUGGGCUGACGGCCCAGAGUACGUGACUCAGUGUCCGAUUCGACCAGGACACAGCUUUACCUACAGGUUUACAAUUCAAGACCAAGAGGGUACGCUAUGGUGGCAUGCCCACAGCUCAUGGCUCAGAGCCACUGUCUAUGGAGCUCUCAUUAUUUACCCAAAGCGAGGCUCUUCAUUCCCUUUCCCUAAGCCCAAGCGCCAAUCAACUCUUCUGUUAGGAGAAUGGUGGGAUGCAAAUCCAAUAGACGUGGUGAGGGAAGCCACAAGGACCGGGGCAGCUCCUAAUAUCUCCGAUGCUUAUACCAUCAAUGGUCAACCCGGUGAUUUUUACAACUGUUCCAGCCAAGACACUGUGACAAUUCCGGUUGAUUUCGGCGAAACCAACCUCCUCCGAGUGAUCAACGCCGCUAUGAACCAAGAGCUCUUCUUCACGGUGGCCAACCACAAGCUCACCGUCGUCGGAGCCGACGCUUCAUAUCUCAAGCCCUUCACCACCGGCGUCAUCAUGCUGGGUCCAGGCCAAACUACCGACGUCCUCGUAACCGCCGACCAGCCGCCGGGCCGCUACUACAUCGCCGCCCGGGCCUACGCCAGCGCCCAAGGCGUACCCUUCGACAACACCACCACCACUGCCAUCCUCGAAUACAAGGCCGCCCCUUGCCCCGCCAAAGGCGGCUUAACCCAGCCAUCUCAGCCGUCAUUUCCGCAGUUCAACGACACCGCCGCCGCCACGGCCUUCACCUCCAGCCUCAGGAGCCCCAGGAAAGUUCCCGUGCCGGCCAACGUUGACGAGAGCCUCUUCGUCGCAUUCGGCCUUGGCCUCAACAACUGCCCAUCGGCUGCCAAUCCAAGCACGUGCCAAGGCCCAAACGGGACCCGGUUCACGGCCAGCAUGAACAAUAUAUCUUUCGUUUUCCCGUCGAGUUUUUCUAUCCUCCAAGCGUCCCAGCAAGGGAUUCCCGGAGUUUACACUACCGAUUUCCCGGCGACUCCGCCUGUGAAAUUCGAUUACACGGGCAAUGUGAGUCGGGAUCUAUGGCAGCCUAUUCCGGGGACUAAGGUGUACAAGUUGAAAUAUGGCGCAAGAGUGCAGGUUGUUUUACAGGGAACAAGUAUCGUUGCUGCAGAGAACCACCCGAUUCAUCUCCAUGGCUAUGAUUUCUACAUCAUCGCAGAGGGGUUUGGAAACUUCAACCCGGAAAACGACACGGCCAAAUUUAACCUCGUUGAUCCGCCGAUGAGGAACACAGCCAGCGUACCUGUUGGCGGAUGGUCAGUCAUUAGAUUCGUUGCUAAUAAUCCAGGGACUUGGGUAAUGCACUGUCACUUGGACGUGCACAUAACCUGGGGGCUGGCCAUGGUCUUCCUAGUGGAGAACGGAAUCGGAGAACUGGAAUCGCAGGAGCCCGUUCCGGUGGAUAUGCCUGUGUGUUAGUAGUUAAUUCCUCGCCGCCGACGAAGAUAGGAGGAAUUAAUUAAUAUAUAUAUAUUUAUAUAUUUAUAUACACACAUGAUGCAGCAGCCUAUAAUAAUUAAUAAAUUAAUAACAUCAUUAUCAGGGUCGUCAUAUCACUCAUUUUUUUGUCAUAGAGACAUAGAUCACGGAGUCCUAGUUGGUGUCUCUCUGCUUUCCCAUUAAUUCUUUUGUAAUUUUUGUUUUUCAAAUUAAUUAAGGUGCAUUAGAGAUGGUGCCAUGGUGAAACACUGAGUACCAUUUGAGUCUGAGCCAA
Molecule: messenger RNA, 2306 nt
Organism: Diospyros lotus (date-plum)
Lineage: Eukaryota; Viridiplantae; Streptophyta; Magnoliopsida; Ericales; Ebenaceae
Product: laccase-12-like
Exons: 6
Coding region: 302-2011 (569 amino acids)
Biological process (GO): lignin catabolic process
Cellular component (GO): apoplast
Molecular function (GO): copper ion binding; hydroquinone:oxygen oxidoreductase activity
Source: RefSeq, a predicted model, not a curated record